Messenger RNA from Acanthocheilonema viteae, 1596 nucleotides. The record is from the annotation of a GenBank genome assembly. NCBI's taxonomy places the organism in Eukaryota, Metazoa, Nematoda, Chromadorea, Rhabditida, Onchocercidae.
AUGCAUUUAAUACAAAUUGAUAGGUUCACCGUGGAAUUUCCAUUCGAACCAUAUGAGUGCCAAAUUAAAUUUAUGGAAAAGGUUAUAGAAGCUUUACGGACGGGACAGAAUGCAGCGUUAGAAUCGCCGACCGGAACCGGCAAGACGCUGUGUUUACUGUGUGCUGCUAUUGCCGAUGAGAAACAAGAUAUUCGAACAUUGGAAACUGUUUCAAAGAUGAUUUUAUUGACAGGUACAUCUUCUAAAUCACUUUAUCCAAAAAUUUUUUAUGUUUCCCGAACGCACAGCCAACUAGCACAAGUAAUCCGUGAAUUAAACAAAACUACCUAUAAGGAUAUUAAGACCGUAACUUUGGCAUCUCGUGAUGUACUUUGUAUCAAUGAUAAGGUGAUGAAAGAAAAUAAUAGGCAUGUCAAAUCACUAAUGUGUAAAAAUUUGAUCAGCAAGCAUCGAUGUCCAUUUUAUAAUUUCUACGAAAGAACUGAUCCAUCAACAUUGGAUUUAUUAUAUAAUGAGCAUGGAUUAAUUCCAGAUAUCGAAGAAGUCGUCAGUAUAUCUCAGAAGCAUAAAUACUGUCCUUAUUUUUGGAAUCGUACAAUGUAUGAAAAUGCGGAUCUAAUUCUUUUGCCAUAUAAUUACGUUGUUGAUCCUUCCCUGCGACAUAAGCAUAACAUUCAAUUGAAAGGGAAUAUUGUCAUUUUCGAUGAAGCGCAUAACUUGGAAUCAAUUUGUGAAGAGUCAACAUCGGUAUCAUUUUCAACUACUCAAAUUAGUGCUUGUAUAAGGGAGGCAAAAAAAGUUUUGGAAAUGAUAAUAAAUGAUGAAGAGGAAAUUCGAACAAAAAUGGCAUGUGAUAAUAUAAUUGCAUCAUUUGAUACUGAAAUUCAGGAAACACAUGAAGUGAAAAUUGAAAAAAAUAAUAUAGCUUACUUGCUUGCGUCUUUACAUCAGUUUGAAGAUGCUGUGGAUGUUUGCAUGAAAGAUAAAGGAGAGAAAGUAAUUGGAAUUGAUGGUAAAGUUUAUCCAGGCGAAAAAAUGAUUGAAUUAUUAUCAAAAGCAGGAAUUCGAAAAGAUAUGACGGAAGCAGUAUUAUUGACUAUUGACAAAAUUGGAGAGUAUCUUACAGCAAAAGCACCAAGUGAGUCAGUUGGAGAGUUUAUCGAAAAAGGAAUUUAUCUUCAAGAAUUUUCAUCAUUCAUUUCAACUGUUUAUGCAGAUAAACACGCUUCAUUACGGAUAUUGGAUAGUUCGGUUUGUGCAAAGAGGAAUAUGGAUAGCAGCAGCGCGAAAUAUUUUCAGCUUUACGUCGUAAAGCAUGGUUCAGUAAUAACGCUGAAUUACUGGUGUUUUUCACCAUCAGUUGCAAUGUGGUAUCUUCACUCAUGUGGUGUGCAUUCUGCGAUUGUCACCAGCGGUACAUUAUCACCGUUGGAUUCAUUUGUUAACAGUCUUGGCAUAAGCUUCCCGAUAAUACUGGAAAAUCAGCAUGCCGCUAACUUGGAUCAAAUUUUGGGAGCUCGUAUUCGCUCUAGUCAAGGUGGAAUCGAUCUUUGCGGCACUUUUCACAGACGGUUUUCUUUUCAUAAUGAACUUUAA